Molecule: messenger RNA, 2553 nt
Organism: Closterium sp. Naga37s-1
Lineage: Eukaryota; Viridiplantae; Streptophyta; Zygnematophyceae; Desmidiales; Closteriaceae
Source: the annotation of a GenBank genome assembly
AUGACCAACGAAUCCCGACGACGAGUAACUACCCGCUGCGUGUCCCUCUGGCGCAAAGCGAAGAGCGCCGCGUUGGGCAAGGGGAAGGCGGCUGUUAGCAGCGAACGGGGCGCCGGUGAACCGGAAAACCAUGCAGACGGCGGGCCGGCUGACGGUUCGUCUGACGCUGCGCAUCCUGUCGCGAAUCCACCCUGCGAAUCGUCGCCCGUCACCUGCGAUGUCGCUGAAGACCCGUUGGCGUCGCCGCCAACCCAGGGCGUGUUCGAAAACCUGUCGAGCGACUGCCUGGAAGUCGUUUUUCGUCGCCUAACCGACGCGCGCGACGCCGUGCGAGCGAGCUGCGUGUGCAAGGCGUGGCACAGCACGUUCCACGGCUCCACGCGCCACGUGUCGCUCCAGCUGGACCCCGUCCUGCUGCAGUGGCAGCCGUCGUUCCGCCCCGCCUAUGCGCACCUCGAUACCGUCACAAGCGCACUCACGCCGGGCAUGAGCGGGGAGGGCGGAUUGGCAGCAGAUGAUAAUUCCAUACCGUUUGGCGGAGAAACGAGCAGCAGUGGAGGCGGAUGGACUGGCGCGAGCACGGUUGGGGUGGCGGAUGGGGCGGGAGGAGCGGGUGGAGUGGCGGGGUGGUGGGAUCCCAUGGCGUCAGGCGGGUGGCAUGUGAACCACACCGACCGCUUCGACUGCAACAGCCUCGCCCGCCCCGGCUGGAUGGCCCACGAGCCCUACCAUCGCUCCUUCUCGCCAAACCUCAUCCGAGCCUUGCUCCGGCAGUUCCCGAACCUCACCUCCGCCUGCCUGCCCGUAACUGUGCGCGGCAGCGAAGCAACCGACAUGCAACCAGUGGUAACCACCUUAGCAUCCUGCAGUGCCCUCCGCUCACUGCACAUGCAGGUGAACGCGGGGCAAAGGGCCAGCGACCCUCCCCCACGGCUCGACUUGACUGCCCACGUGGCAGCGCUCCUAUCCGCCCUGCCCUCCCUGCGCGCCCUCUCCCUGCAGUCCGCACACUGCUUCCUCCGCCCCUCGCCCCCCCUGCUCGCCGCCUUCUCCCGCCUGCGCCACCUCGCUCUCCCCGUGCUCCACCUGCCCGCGCCCCUCCUCGCCCUCACAGGUCUCUCCUUGCUCGCCCUCGCCAUGCUCUGCCCGCCCUACCCUGCGCUGCUCGCCUCGCCCGCGCCCUUCCACCGCCUCACGCGCCUCUCAUCCCUCUCGCUGCAUCUCAGCGCCAGUGAUGACUGCCAUCCCUGCCCCAUGUGCACCAUCAGCGAUACUGCCCAUGACAGCACCAACGGCAGCAGCAACAGUGCCAGCACUGCCACACCCUCAACCUCUCUCGCCCCUCUUCCUCCCCUGACUGACCUCUUCUCCGGCCUCUCUCCUUCCCUCACAUCCCUCACUUACUCCCCCCCUGCGUUUCCUCCCCCCGCGCCCACCUCUCUCCCCGCCUCGCUCAUCAACCUCACAGCCCUCCGCACCCUCCGACUGCUCGCCCCAACCGCCGCCACUACUGCGCACUUCUGGGGGGACCUGGAUGGCCUUUCGCGUCUCACCCAGCUCACCUUCCUGGAGCUUUCCUGUGUGGCGGGGAAUGCAGUGCCGGCGUCGCUGCAGGGGAUGCCGCUGCUGGCGCACCUGGUGCUGCCGUGGGCUCAGAGCGACCCCGCACGGGUGGUGCCCUCGCUGAGUGCUCUGAGGGAGCUUGAGAUCGGCACAGGGGCACUUAGAAUCGAACCACAGGUGGAAGCAGCGACAGCAGGACAGGCAGAGCAGGCAGGGCAGGGAGCAGAAAGAGCAGAAAGCACCUCGAAUCCCGCAACCAGCAUCAUCGUCCAUGCCCUGUCUGAGCCAUGUCAACCCACUGCCACUGUCGCCGCACUUCCCUUGAUGCUGCCCCCCAGCCUCACAUCCCUCAGACUACUCCACACGGACCACCGCCCCCUCCACCUGCCCGCCCUCGCCUGCCCCUCGCUGCGCCGCCUCUCCUUCUCCUUCAACGUCGAGCUCGCCGCCCGCGUGCCGCCCCACGCCUGCUUCUUCCCCAACUUGCAAUUCCUCGAGCUCUUCCGCGUGGAGGGGUCGUUCGGGUGGGGCAACGGGCAGUGGCUCGGGGCCAUGCCGAGCCUCACGCACUUCAUCAGCCGCUGCCCCAAGCGCAACCACUCCUACCUGCUCCACAGACUCGCACCUUCCUUGAAGUUUCUCCACCUGGAGGACCCCUCUCCCAAGGUCCCGCUGGUGGUCCUCCCCUCCCUCACGUCCCUCACUAUCGACAAGUACUGUGACGUGAGUGCGCUGCUCUCCUCCCUCGCCGCCUUCUCCGCCCUCCACACGCUGCGCUUCAACUGCUUCUCGCAGGUUGCGGCCGACAGAAAGCUCUCUCCGGGGCGAGUUGGGCGCCCGCCGGCGCUCAGAGUGCUGCAGUUCAGAUUCUCUCAAAUCCACGCGCUGCCGGAGUUUUUCCCGGCGUUCCACUGCUUGCGAGUGAGUGGGUGCUCAAAACUCCCCCCUCCUCCCCCUUCACUGGUUCCCCUGCUGGUGCCGGCCAGAUAG